Molecule: messenger RNA, 462 nt
Organism: Sphenostylis stenocarpa
Lineage: Eukaryota; Viridiplantae; Streptophyta; Magnoliopsida; Fabales; Fabaceae
Source: the annotation of a GenBank genome assembly
AUGUUGUCAUUUAUUGAAUUGAUUGGUGCUGCUACUUGUAAAGAAAAUGGCGUUGGUCAGGCAAUGAAACUUUUAAUUGAGAUGAUGAGCAAAGGAUGCAAACCUAAUGUAGUUACAUAUAAUGUUGUUGUAAAAUGGAUAUGCAAUGAAGGUAGGUUGGAUGAAGCAAUUAGAUUUUUAAACAAAUUCCCUUCAUAUGGUUGUCAUCCUGAUGUGAUUUCCCAACUAUCAUCUCGCGAAGCUUGCGCACUAGUUAAAGCCCUUAAUGUCUUGGAUAUGAUGCCAAAACAUAGUUGUACACCUAAUUCCAGAAGUUACAAUCCAUUGAUUGAAGGGUUUUGUAACAAGAAGAGUGUUGUCAGAGCAAUUGAGUACUUGGAAAUAAUGAUAUCCUGGGGUUGUUACCCAGAUGUAGUGACCUAUAGCAUUUUCAAGGGGUGUCCUCCUGUUUUAAUUACUUAA